Molecule: messenger RNA, 849 nt
Organism: Aspergillus bombycis
Lineage: Eukaryota; Fungi; Ascomycota; Eurotiomycetes; Eurotiales; Aspergillaceae
Product: coiled-coil-helix-coiled-coil-helix domain-containing protein
Exons: 3
Coding region: 1-849 (282 amino acids)
Biological process (GO): protein import into mitochondrial intermembrane space
Cellular component (GO): mitochondrial intermembrane space
Molecular function (GO): protein-disulfide reductase activity
Source: RefSeq, a predicted model, not a curated record
AUGUUCCGUCCCGCCUCUAGAGCCCUCCUCCGCGCGCCGGCCGUCGCCCGUGGCCCGGCAAGCAGACGAUUGAUAAGCACCGCUCCCGCCGAGUCCAAAUCGAGGAGCUGGAAGAACACCGCUGUACGACUGGGAUUGGCCGCCGGCGCGAUCUACUACUAUAACACGAGCAAUGUGUUCGCGGAGAACCCAUCCUUCUCCCUCAACUCCCAGCUUAAGAAAACCUCCGCCGAAGAACCCCUUCCCACCCUCGACUCCAUCAAGCCCCGGAUCCGCGAAGAACGGGAAUCCGCUGCCCCCAAGCCCCAUGCCGAACAAGCCCCAGCACAAGAGCUCUCUCUCGGCGAGGGCGCCUUGAAGUCGCCCCAGGAGCUCGAAGAGGAGGCCGGCCAGGAAGCUGCCUUCAACCCCGAGACGGGCGAGAUCAACUGGGACUGUCCCUGCCUGGGUGGAAUGGCUCAUGGCCCUUGCGGAGAGGAGUUCAAGGCUGCGUUCAGCUGCUUCGUGUACUCUGAGGAGGAGCCUAAGGGCAUGGACUGCAUUGAGAAGUUUAAGGGCAUGCAAGAUUGUUUCCGCCAGUAUCCCGAGGUCUACGGCGCUGAGCUUGAGGACGAUGAGGAGGGUGCUCCUGCUCCCGCUCCCGAGGGCGAGGCCCAGAACGCUGCGCCCCUAGCCACCGAGGUUGAUGCGGCUUCGCAUCCCGAGGAGAAGCAUGCCCGCGCGAAGGAGACUACCGCCCAGGUGAAGUCAGAGCUCUCCGAGAAGGGCGAGCUCCCUGAGAGUGACGACUUGCUUCCCAAGGCUUCGCACGACUCGGAAAACAAGAACGAGACCCAGUCCGAGAAAUAA